CAAAGAGAAGGAUCUGAUCCUCUACAUUGUUCUGUUCGCACAAGCGACACAAGCGGAGAUCAUACAUGAUGCCGUCAGAAGAACAGGGCGACGUGUCGACGACAACCUCAAAGUGUCUGCAAAUUUCUCGAAGCAGCUUUUGAUUUUACGUCUGUGGUUUGUUUUUCUUUUCUUUCACAGUGCUUCUUGGUCUUUCUGACCACGUCGAGCUCUACUUCAGCAAGGAAGGGCGGUUUCUACGGUGUUUACUCGUGGUGCGUGACAGACUUCACCGGCAUCUUACAUCUGCUGCCAGUGAUGAAGAAAAAAUGAACGAAGAACUCUCUGGACCGCCCGCGUUCCUGUUCCCAAAGACCGGCAGGAGUAUACGAUGAAGCGCAGUAGACUCGUUGCCGCGCGGCGAUCCGUGGUAGGGAGUAGCCGCAGUAGCACUACUAGAAGAGCAGCCCUGGAAACGCCUCGUCCUGUGCCACACCUCCCACCACAUAGCUCUGUCUACCCAAGUGGGCGAGCAGUGACUGGCGUACGACAAGAAGUGCAGGAUCAGCAGGAGCAGGACCUUCGUUGUCGUUCUAAUUCUCAUGAUAUUACACAACCACCUACAAGUGUUGUACCCCGCGACCAGCCGGACAGGAGCACGCACUUAAACAUCCAGCAUGACCUCCACCCUUCGCAGCACCGUCGACAUCUUCGACACCGCCCGCUCUUGGGGCCGCCGCGUCUGCCUGCGCACGUCAUGGCCCUGCAGACGGUUGGGGACGGGAAGAAGUUGAGUCACAUUUUGAAGCAAAACAGCGUGCUGUUUGACGCGAACGAUUGGGAGCUCGCGAAGUUUCAAAUCGACGUACAUCUAGAUUCCAUGGACGGGAAAGACCUGUGUCGGACCAUCACGGCGCUGGCGCUGGCAGAUGAUGAAGAAGUACGUGAUGAACAUCAUGUCCAAGAAGUAGAAGAACAGCCACAAGAACUAGUGUCCACGAUGACAAAAUCAAAAUCAUCAUCGCCAGUUGUACUUCCGGACAAGGAUAAUGUCAACACCGGCGACGAGGUCCAAACUACACUAAAAGGCGAACAAGUUGGGGGUCUCGCAAGUACGCCAAUUGGUUUCUCCCGACCGAGCAAAGACGAGGAAUCUCGCCUUCUGCUCACGGUCGAACUAGGGGAACGGCUAAGCAGCCGCCUCUCUGCGCAGUUGCGACAACUCACCGUCGCGGAAAUCGCAAACCUAGCACUGGUGCUCGGGACAACUUCCAAUCGAAAGAAUCUUAAAAAAGCCGCCCGCCUGCCGAUUCUGGCGACCCUGGGCAUUUCUGUGGCUAUGCGGGCGCUUGAAGCGAAACCGACAGACGUGAUCACCAUGGCGAAAGCGUACUGCCUAACGGAAAUCAAGGACGCUAGCUUGUUUGCGAGACUGGCCGCGAUGGCGUUGCUAACCUUGCCCUUCUUCACCCGCAAGCAGUCGAUCGACCUGCUAAAAAGCAUGACGGAGCUCGGGUUCCGCCACGAAGGGCUCUUGCUCAAGGUGGCACAGACGAAGCUUUUUACUAAUGGAAAUGCAGUGUACAGUGCCGGUUCAGGUUCUUCAAGUACGCAACCAGCUGCAUCUUCCUCUUCUUCUAUAUCUGCGGAGGAAAUUCUCAACGUGGCGUUCGUGUAUUCGAACUUUGAGUUGGUUGUGCCACAAGUGUGUCACCUGCUCGAGUCGCAUUGGACGGUCGCGCUGGACGCGUUCCCACCACUUCUCGUGCCUUUGGAAGAAGAAAAUAAAGAUCACGUCGAACAAAAUAUUGGGGCUGCCGAAGAUGGCGUUGAUCUUGAUGCCAGAAGUAGGCACGACACCAGCGCGGACGAGCAGGUCGAACGAAGUGGAAGUGCACAUGUAUUUACCAGUUGUCAUGUUGGUUCUGCACCAGUAUCAGGAUCAGCAUCACCUGGACGAGCUGCUGUAGAGCCUAGCCCAGAUGAAGAUGAUGAGGAACUCCGGAGAGGUGGAGACAACGAGCAGCAGAGCAAAUUGUACUGCCAAGAUGGUACAUCAGGAGCCACUGCCUGGUGCGAGGACACAACAGCCGACAUCACAACACUUAUAUCUCUUUCACUUUCUUGCUCAGGAUCUUCAGCUGAUUCUUCCGCAUCAGAAAGUGCUGUUUCACUGGCACAAUUUCUCGUUUCCAUCCACGAACUGGAGUUGUUAGAGAUUCUACCGGACGUGGCCGCUGCAGUCCGGGCUCGGGUCAAGCUGGAGACUUUAAUACUCGGAGGAGAGCAGCAGGUAGCUUUUGGAGAGAAAAGCAAAAGUCCGGAUAGUUUACUCUGGCGAUUUUUCGUCGCGUUGGGGGAAGCAGAAGGACGGCAGCGGAGAAAUAGAGGAGCAGCUCGGAUGAGCUGCUCUAGAGCGACGCAUGUUCAUCUUCAUGUUCCGUUCGGCGGGACGAGGACCGGGAGGUGUGGGGGAGCUGUCGCUGGAUACAAAGCUGAACCUUCGACUCCAUCAGAAAAAAUUUCACCACCUCAGGAUAAGCAGAGAACGAGUUUUGAUGUUGCUUUUGAACCAUCGGAGGACAAGGCGAAGAUGAAGGAAGACAGCCUGAAAAUUAUGUGGAGACGCUAUUACCCGCAAGAGGCCGCUAUGAACGAGUUGCUUCGGGAAUCCCAAAAGUGGCGUCUUCAAGCUUCUACUGCUACUACUUCGCCGAUAUUUUCUUCCACCAAGGACGACAGCACCGCGCCAGCACAAGCUGCCGAUCGCUACUUUCUUGCCGACGGUCGAUCUAAAAAUCAUCCCCGGCUGGUGCACUGUAGUAGGAGUAGGAGACUGUCGUCAUUAAAAAAUGUCACAGCACCACACCACCUCCCGCAAAUGAUGCGCACCUUGGGAUUGUGGUCCCAGCACACGCCGGUGGACCUGCAACCGUUGAUUGCUGCUUGCGUGGAAACCUUGGAGGAGGUGGCUACGAGAACCUGUGCACCAUCAGCCUCUAGUGAUGGCCCUGUUUCGACGCGCUUCCACUUCCAGAAAGGUACAAACUCCUGGUCUCUGGUCCAACUGUGCCACAUAGCAAAGGGUCUCCGGUUGCUUCCGCCGUCGAUUAGCGUGAGAUUGCGCGAGCUGGUUGCGCCGCUGCUGCGGAAUGCAGUGUUGAGCCGGGCGGGGGUCGAAGAUGAUGAUUUUUCUUCCGGGCUGGAACAGGACAACGUCAACGACAAAAUCUCAAAUGUCACAGAACAAACAUCUGCACCAGCACGAAGGCCGGUUUCGUCAAUGAAAAAUGAAAACCUUUACUGGGAAAGCCUGGCACUGUCGGCAGUGGCUUUGCAAGUGGAAAAAGAACAAGUUAUAAAUCAAGAAGUAGAAGAUUCAUCUGCUCUUCGUGUGGAGGAGAUUUGCAAGAGAAUCGCAAGGAAAUCUGCGAACGUACAACUACGGAGGCUGCUGGGGGUUUUCUCAGGAAAUGAUGAUGAUGAUGACAAAAAUUCAGUGCUGCAAGAACAUGAACACGAGUCGACUUGUUCGUCCACCGCUUCAAAUAGAAAUAGUACAGCCAGAACUUCUGCUGAUGUUGACGAGAGUGGACGACGAAAUGCAGCUGCAUCUCCUACAUCUACUUCCGCGUCAGUAUCAUCAAUAUCAUCCGCUCGUCCGACCACUUCAUCUCCGAGCAGAAAAAGCCGGCAUUUACAAAAUUCUCAAUUGCACCUGCUUCCGCCUGCCAUGCGUGACUUGGUGCAGAGCCUGCAAAGCCGAUCUUUCACCGUAGUUUUUCCGGACCUGCUGCCGCACUACGUUGUAAUUGCGUCCUCGUCCUCCUGGACACGCGGGAGUCCUUCGACCGAUGGUUUUAUUUCCGGGCUCGGUGCGGACAUGGAGAAAAAGAAAAUGAAAAAUGAGAAGAAGGACACUGAUGCAGUAGACCACACCCACAGUUCCUCGCAGCAGGAACAAGCCCAUCAAAAUAUGAAGCACCUGAUCUUGGCUCCCGAGCACUUGAUACGAGGUGAAGUGUCCUACGAAACGCAAGCGCUGUGUGCGCGAUAUGAUGUAAAAGGACAGAUUCGCUAUGCUGGGGACAUGAUGUUCUCGUCCAUCUACUCGCGCCGGUCGGAGAAGAACAAAAGUGCUCAACACGUCGGAACUAGCUGUCAGUCCAAGCUUCUCGCAUCAACCGAUAGGGGUCUACUUCAGGAGGGGCUUUGUUGACAACAGUAAAAGUACCAGGCAAGAAGUAUUAAUCUGGUUUAUCG
Messenger RNA from Amoebophrya sp. A120, 4242 nucleotides. The record is from the annotation of a GenBank genome assembly. Lineage: Eukaryota; Dinophyceae; Syndiniales; Amoebophryaceae.